UCUACACAGUUAAGGGUAAUUUCGGAAAACUGAAAAAACAUUGCAAGUGUUAAUUGCAGAGCACAACGUUUGUCCCAGAAUUUUAUAAUUUCACAGUCACUCCAGUGCGUGUGUCUCUGAGAGAGAGAUGGCAUCGUUUUACGCCGCAAGGACUUUCCACAUUCCGGCAAUGAACGGCGGCGUUUUUUUCCGGCGAGCAUCGUGGGCCGCCGGAAUUGGCGGAGCCACGGUGGCCGGUGUCUCACUAUUGCGUUCGUGUUCGUCUAAGCGCUCUCUGCCAUUCGCGUGCAGGAGUAUCUCUAAUGAUUCCCGAAUAAAGGAAGCUGUUCAGACUGAAAAGGCCCCAGCGGCAUUGGGACCAUAUUCUCAAGCAAUCAAAGCCAACAACCUUCUGUUUGUGUCGGGUGUUCUUGGCCUUGUUCCCGAGACUGGAAAGUUCAUCUCUGAUGAUGUUGAAGAUCAGACAGAGCAGCUUCUCAAAAAUAUGGGGGAGAUACUAAAAUCAGGGGGUGCUGGCUACUCAUCAGUUGUUAAGACGACAAUAUUGUUAGCUGAUUUGAAGGACUUCAAGAAAGUUAAUGAGAUCUAUGCUAAAUACUUCCCUUCACCUGCUCCAGCUCGAUCAACCUAUCAAGUUGCUGCCUUGCCAAUGGAUGCCAAGAUUGAAGUUGAGUGCAUUGCAGCACUUUGAGCACCACUUCAUAUGAUUCUUCAACAAACUUAGGUAAAUAAUACAUGAGGGGGACAUAGUCAUGCAUGAUUUUUUACUUGGUUUGUACCAUGUUGGAUGAUGAUGCUCAUGUCCUUGUAAUCAGUCCAGAAAACCCACUGGAAAUGCCUCUGUAAUUCUCAUAUUCUUAGUUUUCUGUCAUGUUACUUUAUCAUGGGACCAUGUUUGGAUGUUUACUCUCCAAUAAAACCAUUUCUACUACAUGUUCA
This is a messenger RNA of Vigna unguiculata (cowpea), 939 nucleotides long. RefSeq names its product reactive Intermediate Deaminase A, chloroplastic-like. Gene Ontology annotation, molecular function: deaminase activity. The record is from RefSeq and is a predicted model, not a curated record. Gene Ontology annotation, cellular component: mitochondrion; cytosol. Lineage: Eukaryota; Viridiplantae; Streptophyta; Magnoliopsida; Fabales; Fabaceae.